Cornus florida is the source of this 896-nucleotide messenger RNA. Its product is annotated as enoyl-CoA delta isomerase 2, peroxisomal-like. Gene Ontology annotation, biological process: fatty acid beta-oxidation. Lineage: Eukaryota; Viridiplantae; Streptophyta; Magnoliopsida; Cornales; Cornaceae. The transcript has a single exon. The record is from RefSeq and is a predicted model, not a curated record. Bases 63 to 758 code for a protein of 231 amino acids. Gene Ontology annotation, cellular component: peroxisome. Gene Ontology annotation, molecular function: enoyl-CoA hydratase activity; delta(3)-delta(2)-enoyl-CoA isomerase activity.
CGAAGCUAAUAACCAAGAAAGCUAGCCAUCUAUUUUCAUUUCCAAACCAGCCCAGCACCACCAUGUGCUCGUUAGAGAAGCGCGGGAACAUCUUCUUCCUAAACUUAAACGGAGACGACGAGCACCGUUUAAACCCGACACUCAUAGCUUCUCUCCGUUCGGCUCUCUCCGAUGCCAAGUCGCAGUCCACUCGCGGCUCUGUAUUGAUCACCACAGCGCAAGGCAAGUACUUUUCCAACGGCAUGGACUUCAAGUGGGCCCAAGCCGCCGCUUCCGCUUCGGCCUCUAAAGCCAGGCCACUUCAAACAUUUCUGGAACUCUCGAUGCCGACCAUACCAGCCGUUACCGGCCACACUUCCGGCUCGGGGUUGAUUCUGGCGAUGAGCCACGACUACGUCCUCAUGAGGGGCGAUAGAGGUGUGCUCUACGCGAGUGAGCUCGACAUAGGGAUGACUAUACCGGACGACUACAUGGCAUUUCUGAGGUCAAAGGUGGUUUCGGUGGCGGCUCUCCGUCACCUGCUGUUGAGAGCCAGGAAGAUCAAGGCGGAGGAGGCCGUGGCUAUGGGGAUUGUACACUCGGCGCACGGUAGCGUGGAAGGCACGGUGGAGGCUGCGGUACGCCUCGGGGACGAAUUAGGCAAGAGGAAGUGGGAUGGCAAGGUGUAUGCAGAGAUACGGAAGGGGAUGUACCCGGAGAUACGUGACAUUUUUGGGUUGGAGAAGAACACCAUAGUUUCUAUCUCUUCACGUCUUUGAAAUAUCAAAAUGUGUUUUCUGUGUUUUAUUGCUUUGGUUGUGUUGUGGGUAUGCAAAGUAAAAUAAUAGUAUUUUUCAUAAACUCGUGAAUCAAGUCAAGCAUGCUUAAUUAUAAUGUAAAUUCGACUUAUCCUUUAA